AUGGCGGACCCAAAAAGCAAAGGUGUUGCAUCGCAAAACGAGCACAAGAAGAUCCAACGACGAUCAUGGGAAGAAUCCUUCCAGGCUUUGGCUCGAUACCAAGCGGAAAAUGGCGACUGUGACGUUCCAGCCAAAUACAAGCAGGACCCUGCCCUAGGAAACUGGGUCUACUAUCAGCGUAGUCAUCAAGGCUCUUUGGCCUCCAAUCAAAAGUCCAGACUGACAAAUCUUGGGUUUGAUUUCACAACACAACAACGGAAGAAUAGGAAAGAAUGGAGAGCCAAUUUCGAGCGGCUCAAAGUAUUCAAAUCAAUUUUUGGCCACACAAGAGUACCUCAGGAUUCUCCGCGUGAACCAAUGAAGCCUUGGUCAAAGCUAGGUAACUGGGUGAUGAAUCAGCGAAGUCAAUCAAAGGGGAGUACUUACCCUCAGUGGAAAAGAUCCAUGUUAGAUACCAUUGGCUUCGAAUACUCAGUAAUUGGAUCAGGCAGAAAGAGUCAAGCUGCAAUCAAAGUAAACAAGGUGAAGAAGAGAAACAACCUGUUCACGCCUGUGAAUUACAGAGGUGACAGCAGUAAUGAGCAAGCUUGGUAUCAGAAAUACAACGAGCUGGUCAAGUUCAGGAAUGAAAACGGACAUGCUGUUGUGCCUAGAAGCAAGGGCUACACAGAACUUGGACAAUGGGUCCAUCACCAAAGGAGUGCUUUCAAUAGACAACAACUGCUUCCUGAACGAAAAAGGCUUCUUGACAAGCUAGGAUUCGUUUGGAAUCCACUUCAGCAGGCUUGGUACGAAAGGUACGAUCGCCUGGUUAACUUCAGGAAUGACCAUGGACACAGUGCUGUACCCUACCAGUACAAGGAAGACCCAGAACUUGGAAAAUGGGUUUCUUACCAAAGGAAAAUGUUCACUAAACAACGACUCCCCCCAACACGGAAAAAGCUUCUUGACAAGCUAGGAUUCGUUUGGGAUGCAUCUUGGGUUUCAUGGGACCAGCGGCUUGAGGGAGUUACUCAUUUCAAGAAAGUACACGGUCAUCUUGAAAUUCCUCAUGGCUAUGACAACACAGGUCUUGGGUACUGGUUAUGGGAUCAGAAACAGAAGGCUCUCAAUGGCGAGCUUGCCACUGAUCGUGUCGAGCGACUUCUCUCCGCUGGGGUUGAGCUGGGGGAAAGCUGCCGUCCUCGGAUUAGAAAUUGUGGCCAUGACGACCAAUAUAGCACUGAAGAGGAAAGUUUGAGUCCUCUUAAGAACCUUGAAGAUCGAUGGGAGGAAAACCUACGAAAGUUGGUGGCUUACAAAGAACAGCACGGCCGUUUCCCUCCAAAGAAAGCGGGCGGCUACAAUCCACUCAAACGUUGGGCCCGGGAGCAGUGCAGGAUGGAAAGGAAUGGAACUUUGCCGCCACAUAGGAGAGCUCAACUGGAAUCAAUUGGAUUUUGGGACCAUAACCAUAAUUUGCAAAGUACUGAUGGCAAGCACCCGAAUCUGCCACAGGCAUCCACUGGUAUUCAAUCGACUUUUCGGCAAAAAAGUGGAGAUGCGGGUCCUUACUAUCCCAUGGGGGCACGGUUUUACAAGCUUUUCCCUGGAGGUCGUGCAUACCAGGGUGAAAUCAUGUCUUUUGAUGGUUCAAGAUACAGGGUAUGGUAUGAAGAUGGUGAUGAGGAUUACCUUCGGCCUAUGGAACUUGAGGAGUUCUAUUUUAUUCUUUCAGAAGAUCACGCAGACAGGAGUGACGCUGAAAGCGAUGACAAUGCAGACAACGACAGGAAGGUUCAAUCAGCUUAG
Messenger RNA from Seminavis robusta, 1791 nucleotides. The record is from the annotation of a GenBank genome assembly. Lineage: Eukaryota; Bacillariophyta; Bacillariophyceae; Naviculales; Naviculaceae.